UGUUGCCUUUGCUCAACGCUCAUGUGGGAUUUUCGCACGUGGAAAAACUAAAUAUAAAGUAAUGAAAUAAGGAUUAUUUAUGAGAAAAUAGAUUCCUAUUACUCAUUUAUUAUUUACUCUUUCUUUGUGCCUAUUGUUCACCUUUGAUAUUAAUUAAUAUCAAAUCAAAAUAAACCUGCAAUAACCUCUUAUAAAAAUAAUGCAGAAAGUUAAGAGAAAAGCUCCAGAAGAUAGUGCAUCGCCACCAAAGAAAAAGAAGGUACAAUUCGAUGAAUCAAAACCUGACACAGUAACAGAUUUUGAUAUCAAAAAGAAUAACAAAGACAAGUUUAAUAAAAAUGGAAAAAAGGACUUCGCAAAAGGUAAAAAAUUCAACAAACCGGCUUUUCAAAAGAAUCAGAAAGAUAAACCCAGUUUUGCAACGGGUAGACCUGCUUGGAAAAAAGAUAAUCAAGGUUAUAAGGGUAAAAGAGCUCCAGGAGGAAAGGAAGGUGAACAAACAGGCAAACCAAAAUCGUCAGACACGAAGGGUAAACCUGGUUGGAAAAAAGACAACCAAGGUUUUAAAGGUAAGAAAGGUCCAGGUGGGAAAGAAGGCGAACAAACAGAGAAGCCAAAAUGGUCGGAAAUGAAAAAAGAAAAGAAGACUCUUAGACUGGAGAGGCGUAAAGCAAAGGCUACAGCAGAGAUAUUUGAAAUAUCACACAAAGCUAAACUACUAUCAGCCCAAAUACAAAGGAAAGUAGUGAAGCAAGAUUUCCGUGAUAACUCAUGUAAAGAACUGCAUGGUCUUUUGAAAAACCAAUACAAAUCAAUAGCACUUACUCACGAUUUGAGUAGAGUUAUACAGGUCUUGUUAAAAUAUGGUUCGGAAGAAAUCAAGAGUGAUAUUACUAAAGAGAUCAUGGAUAUCAUGGUUCCGAUGAUGCAGUCAAAAUAUGCGCAUCAUUCUGUCAAACGCAUAUUGAAGUAUGGAUCAGAUGCUAUUCGCCAUCAGGUUAUAAGCAAGUUGUUUGGCCAUGUAGUUGUUCUGGCAGCCCACACUAUAAGUGCUCCAGUUUUAGAUUAUGCGUAUGGCGAGUUUGCGAAUAAGAAAGAGAAGUUGUAUAUGCAGCAAGAGUUCUAUGGAGAUAUGUAUAAGAAUACAAAAGAUGACAAAGUAAAAACUCUGAGUGACACAUACAAGGACAGUCCUGAAAUGAAGUCGGCUAUAUUGCAGUCUUGUAAGGCCAAUGUGCAGAGGAUUCUUGACAAAAACCUCCAUGAUAGUGAGCUCUUGCACUCAGUCCUGUAUGACUACAUAAGGGAAUGUUCGGCAGAAGACAAGGCAGAAAUGAUAUCCACACUCAGUCCUCUAAUUGUACCUCUCAGUAAUUCACUACCAGGGGUUAAUGCAGCUUGCAUAUGUGUGUGGCAAGGCACUAAUAAGGAUAAAAAGACAAUACUAAAAGUGGUAAAAGAGCAUGUAGUACCCUUAAGUAAACACAAGACUGGAUACAGGCUAUUAAUUGCUAUAUUUGACUCAGUUGAUGACACAGUACUUGUGAAGAAAACUAUUGUAUCAACAAUAGCAAGCAAUUUGAAGGAUAUUGCGAAAGAUCAUUGGGGUAACAUGACACUCCACUGGCUCGUCAAACCGAAAGACUCGGCGGCAUUCCACCCGACGUUCAUCAAGUUCCUCGAGGAGGGUUUCAAAAGCGGCACAUCCAAAAAGGACGCGGAUAUUCGUAUAAACGAGUUGCGUGAGGCGAUAUUGCCUGCGCUGAAGGAGGAUAUGGGAAGUGACCCACAGUUCUGGCUGAGCAGCAAAGCGGCCAUGUUGCUAGCGAUCGCCGUGUUGUCUAUCGAAUCAUCAAAAGAAAUAUUAGAAGCUCUAGCUGGCGUCAUUUGUAAGGAGGAUUGGAAAAUAAACGUAAAUGAUAAGGAAGUACUCGCCGUAGAAGACGCCGGCAUUCACAUGUGUUUGAAGAAGCUUGCCGCGUUGGAUCAAACUGCAGCCGACUUUACACUGGGCAAUGCUGUUUGCGAAUGUUUGUCAGCAGAAACGCUGAAUGCAUGGCUCCCAACAAAUAGAGGAUGUUUCUUCCUACUGAAAUUAAUUGAGAACAAUGCAGAGGCCAUCUCCAACAAGUUGAAGAAAAAGAUAUCUUCACACGCAAAAAUAUUAAAGCAGCAGUCAUCAGAAGGGGCUAAACUACUCCUUAAAUCUAUUGAAAAUAAAUAGACCACUUGUUAAAAUAAGAA
This is a messenger RNA of Colias croceus (clouded yellow), 2244 nucleotides long. RefSeq names its product protein penguin (gene peng). Gene Ontology annotation, cellular component: nucleolus. NCBI's taxonomy places the organism in Eukaryota, Metazoa, Arthropoda, Insecta, Lepidoptera, Pieridae. Gene Ontology annotation, molecular function: mRNA binding. The record is from RefSeq and is a predicted model, not a curated record. The transcript has 8 exons. Bases 200 to 2224 code for a protein of 674 amino acids. Gene Ontology annotation, biological process: regulation of translation.